GCCUGUGUAUCCAUGCAACCUAACCAUGGAGCAGACGCUUUUACCGGCAUAUCCCCCUAUAGUAUAGUACCCUCUGUGGAGGAAUAUAUACCCGGAGAAAACAUUACAGUGAGAAUCGUGGGUACAUACCUAGGCUUUCUCAUCCAAGUCCGAAAAGUCGGCACCACCGAGGCUGUUGGAUCUUUCUCUAACCACCCCUCCGGGACCAAGCGGCUGAACUGUUCUAAUGGUGAUUCCGCCUCCCACUCCGAUAGAACUGAAAAAUCAGAUAUCGAACUGACCUGGACCCCGCCGAGCGAGAAAGGGGAGGGGCCUGUCCAAUUUGUAGCAACUGUCGUGUUGGGACAACAGCUUUUCUGGAUGAACGUGACGUCAGACGUCAUACCCGAGCAAGUAGAAACAACAACAUCAAAAUAUACAACACCGGGGAGUGUUACAACCAUGGUUACGGCUACAGCGAAACAAAACCAGACAGUUAUUACGAGGGUAGCUUACACCACAUUAGUAACUACAGCAGAGCAAACGACGAUGCUGCCGGAGGACUGUAACAACAGGUGCAGCAUCUUUGCUAGAUGUGAGUUUUCAACAUGUGUGUGCAAGAGGGGACUGGACGGAAAUGGGAGUAGCUGCACAUCAGGCAAGAGGGGACUGGACGGAAAUGGGAGUAGCUGCACAUCAGUAUCAGAUUCCACGCGGUACGACUACACGCUGACGAUGGAUAACAUCACCUUCACUAACGACUUGAUGAACCGGUCAUCACCAGCAGCCAUGACACUGGCAGAGAUGUUGGAGGAGAGGUGCUGCACCAGUUGA
Branchiostoma floridae (Florida lancelet) is the source of this 813-nucleotide messenger RNA. Its product is annotated as putative ferric-chelate reductase 1. The coding region runs from base 13 to 813 and encodes 266 amino acids. NCBI's taxonomy places the organism in Eukaryota, Metazoa, Chordata, Leptocardii, Amphioxiformes, Branchiostomatidae. The record is from RefSeq and is a predicted model, not a curated record. The transcript is spliced from 5 exons. Gene Ontology annotation, molecular function: oxidoreductase activity, acting on metal ions.